Messenger RNA from Rhizoctonia solani, 888 nucleotides. RefSeq names its product PQ-loop repeat-containing protein 1. The transcript is spliced from 8 exons. Gene Ontology annotation, biological process: basic amino acid transmembrane export from vacuole. The coding region runs from base 1 to 888 and encodes 295 amino acids. The record is from RefSeq and is a predicted model, not a curated record. NCBI's taxonomy places the organism in Eukaryota, Fungi, Basidiomycota, Agaricomycetes, Cantharellales, Ceratobasidiaceae. Gene Ontology annotation, cellular component: fungal-type vacuole membrane.
AUGUUUAUUACUUCGGAUAGCGAUAGGCUAGAGGCUAGCAGUGUUCUUGGUUGGAUUUCUAUUGCGUGUUGGAUCAUCGUGUACUCUCCUCAGAUACUUGAGAACUACAGACUAAAAUCCGGCGAAGGCCUGAGUGUGGGGUUCGUAGUCAUAUGGCUUUUGGGAGAUAUCUUCAACCUCGUCGGAGGCCUAAUGGCAGGCCUUAUCCCCACUGUCAUUAUUGUUGCUGUCUAUUACACCAUAUGCGACGUCAUCUUACUGUUCCAAAUCUACUAUUAUAGAUGGACACACCCCGUGCAUCCAGCAGCGCUCUUCCUACCUCGUCCGCCUCCAAACCCCAACGAUAUAGAUUCUAGGCCCGACGAACACUCUCCGCUGCUACGAGACCAACCGCCAAAUAACUCGGCUUCAGCUCAAACGGUCGACAAUAAUGUACACGACACAUUUUCUCGACGGGCUUUACGCUACGCACUCUUGUUUGGGUUCGUUAUCGGCACUGGAGUGGUAGCCUGGGCGAUUAAUCGCCUCGUUCAUCCGAGGGACGGCUCGGAGCCCAUCCCACCCAGGGAAGAUGAGGUUCUUGAAUGGCGUAGCCAGGUUCUAGGAUAUGCUAGCGCCAUAUUAUAUAUUGGUUCAAGGAUACCACAAAUAUUGAAGAAUCGCGAGACCAAGUGCGAGGGAUUAUCCUUGGCGCUUUUCAUGUUUGCGAUCACUGGGAACUUGACCUAUAUUUUGUCUAUUUGUGUUGUUUCCAACUCCUCACAGCACAUCUUGGCCAAUGCCAGUUGGCUAGCAGGGAGUGGUUUGACCAUAUUUUUGGAUUUCAUAGUGCUUUCCCAGUUCUAUUAUUAUCAAAACGCUUCCAAAACUCUCGAAGUGCCUGCAUAG